This is a messenger RNA of Beta vulgaris subsp. vulgaris (sugar beet), 1269 nucleotides long. RefSeq lists its product as uncharacterized. The record is from RefSeq and is a predicted model, not a curated record. The coding region runs from base 1 to 1269 and encodes 422 amino acids. The transcript is spliced from 7 exons. NCBI's taxonomy places the organism in Eukaryota, Viridiplantae, Streptophyta, Magnoliopsida, Caryophyllales, Amaranthaceae.
AUGGAUGAAUUAUUUGAUGAGGAAUUACCUGUGCCUAUUAUUGAAGUUCCCGUUGAUAUUGACGGGGGACUUGGCGUAGGAAAUGAUGUGCAUGUCGGUGGCGCCGGCAAAGGAAGCCGAGCCACGAGACGCGGUGGCGCCGACAACGGAAGCCGAGCCAAGUGCAUCGGAGAUUGGUGCACUGACCCUUGCAGAUUUCUAGCCGCCAUAACUGCAGGACAUCCUCCAAAAUCAUUUAAGGAAACUAGGAAGCAUGAAGGGUGGCGUGAAGUCAUUAGAGCUGAUAUAAAAGCUCUCGAAGAUCAAAGCACAUGGGAGUUGCAACCUCCUCCUCCCAACAAGAAGGUCUUGGGGAAUAAGUGGGUUUACACAGAAAAAUAUGAUGAGCAGGGAAAAUGGCAGAGAUUGAAGGCCAUAUUAGUUAUAUUUGGUAAUCAUCAGCGUAAGUCUGCCCAUAUCCAUCAGGCUGAAAGACUGGAUCCCAACCAAAAUCGUGUGGCCCUCUGGCUGUACAAUAUUGUCGAGUUAUUGCCAAUGUGUGUCAUCUUGAGCAUGUUGACAACAUCAUAUAUGAAGCAUGUCAUCGUUGUCUCAAAAAGAUUAACAUUUUCCAAGGAGUUCCCAAAUGUGAGUCUUGCGAUAUCACAAAUGUUAUUGUUAAUUCGACUAACAAUAUGUGAUAAAAGUGGUACUUUAAAAAUCACAAUGCUUUAUGGUCUUGGACAACUCAUUUUGGGAUGCACAGCUACAGACAUAAAAUUAAUACUUCAACAGCUUUGCUUACUGUCAAAGAUAGCGAGUUCUGGGAAGGUGUUUCACCAGUGGAGUUUGGUGAAUUACCCAAUAAGAGGAGAUACUAUCUCCGUGACUAGUGGAGUUGUCUCACGUAUGGAGAUCCUUUCUUACGUUCAUGGAUGGACUGAGCUACUAGGUGAUAAGAGAUUGAUUUAUCUGGCUGUUACUAGACCUGAUUUAGCAUAUUUUGUUCAUAUUUUGUCACAGUUUAUGCAGGUUCCUAAAGUUGCUCAUUGGAAGGCCGCUCUAAGAGUGGUUAGAUAUUUGAAGAAAAAUCCAGGACAGGGUGUAUUAUUUCGUUCUGAAAGUGAUCUCCGCCUGGAAGGGUGGUGUGAUUCUGAUUGGGCUAGUUGUCCUAUUACUAGGAGAUCUCUGAGUGGAUGGUUUGUAUUGUUGAGAUAUUCUCAUGCUGGAAGACUAAGAAUCAGCCUUCAGUUUCUCGUUCAUCUGCAGAGGCAAAAUAUCGAUCUAUGA